Aspergillus wentii DTO 134E9 is the source of this 864-nucleotide messenger RNA. RefSeq lists its product as uncharacterized. The record is from RefSeq and is a predicted model, not a curated record. Lineage: Eukaryota; Fungi; Ascomycota; Eurotiomycetes; Eurotiales; Aspergillaceae. The transcript has a single exon. The coding region runs from base 1 to 864 and encodes 287 amino acids.
AUGACCGGUCGAGGACGUUCAAAUCAGACAGCCCGCCCGAUCAAUCCUCCUGACCCCAGCCUGGCAACAAGGCCAGUCCCUGAGAUGCGACAUUAUGCCUUCACAUCAUUUGGCCCAGCCGCUACUGGAGACGCCCCAGUGACACCUAUACAAGAGCUUGAGCGUCAAGCAGACUAUGCAACUUUUCCUGGGGAUGUGGAUUUGUAUAGCGUCACAAUGGAUGUCAUCCUAAACCUUUUAAAAGAAACUGAAGCAUGGCAAUCUAUUGAAAAUGAUCCUACCUGGGGCUACUAUGUCUUUGUUAUAGCGUACUCUGACAAUGCACGGACUAAAUUAUUCCAGGCAAUGGCUAACUGGGUUAAAGUGGUUGAGAGGUGCCUUACUAUUGAAACACUCCCCAUCUAUACAGCCGAGGCACUUCGUCGUUUCAAAUUCAAUCUUAUUCAGGACCAGGAUACUCUAGAUGGCGCAUCUAUAGAUCGAGUACGCGCUGAAUUCCGGGCGCAGAUCAGGGGCCUAUGCCUGCGCGAAAAGAACGGUGAUGAUGAAGAUCAAGAGAAUCCUAUAUCUGCUUUUCUCCCGCCCGCCCGCAACCUGGCUUGUUUUAUACUGGAUGAGGCUGCCAUUGACAUGCUGGCUGGUAUUAGCAAUAUCCCAGAUAAUCUUCUAGAGUUUUUGCAGGUUUUUAAAAACAAGACCAUCACUGUUGUGGAUGGCUUCUGGGAUCCAUCAAGACAGAAUCCCUGGGAGAGCUAUCGGGGAGUCGGCCAGCUGGCUCUAUCAGGGCUGGUGGAGUUCUACACGGAUGUGACAAGGAGUGCCAAUGCAGGUGCCAUGGCGGAUCUUCAUCCUAUUAAUGGCUAA